This is a messenger RNA of Acanthoscelides obtectus, 1232 nucleotides long. The record is from the annotation of a GenBank genome assembly. NCBI's taxonomy places the organism in Eukaryota, Metazoa, Arthropoda, Insecta, Coleoptera, Chrysomelidae.
AUGCCCUCAAAAAACAAAGUUUGGUACAGACAACGUAUUGUCUUUGGUGACGAGUCUCGAUUUUGUUUAGGCAUGCACGAUGGUCGUGCCAGGGUUAGAAGGAGACGUGGUGUAAGGAGGAAUCCACAGUUUUUUGUUGAAAGACAUGUUCAUCACACUGUUGGAGUUAUGGUUUGGGGUGCUACAGCUUAUGGUUCCAGGUCACCUUUAAUCUUCAUCAGAGGUAACAUGAACGCGCAGCGUUAUAUCCACGAAGUUCUAGAACCCCAUCUUUUACCCUAUCUUGACACCCUGGCAGAUCCAACUUUCCAACAAGAUAAUGCCCGACCACAUGUUGCAAGAGUCACAAUAGACUUCUUUCAACAUAAUGAUGUCACAUUGUUACCAUGGCCACCAAGAUCUCCCGACUUAUCCCCAAUUGAGCGCGUGUGGGAAAUGAUGGGUAGGAGGUUGCUCAAUUUGCAACGUCCUCCUCAGACUCUAGAAGCACUUCGAGAGGAGUUGGUGGUUGCCUGGAAUGAGAUACCACAGGACGACAUUGACCACCUGAUCAGAAGCAUGCCUAGGCGCAUAUCCGUCGUAACCAAUGAGUUCUCCUCUUCAUCCCACAAUGACAAUGCGGGUGUUCCCAGGGAAUCAUCCGUAGCGGAAGCUGCUGGAAAAAAAUUGUUUAGGGCUAAGAAACCUAGCCUCUAUUGCUCACACGCUUGGGGUGCUGCCGCCCCGACUAUUUUAUCUCUGCUCGAUGCAGUCCAGAGAAGGGCUGUCCGACUGAUCGAUGACUCUUCUCUAACAGACACUGGUCAUAUUGCAACAACUCCUCUUAAUGAGCAAAGAACUGUUACUGUGGAUUGGUAUACCACCAUUUGUUUGCCAAAAGUCAUCACCGAGCUUCGAAAAUUCAACCUUGAAAGAAGAAUCAUCCUCCACCAAGACAACGCAAGCUCGCACACAGCCCAAAAAACAAGGCAGUAUUUAACGGAGGAGAACGACCAUCCUCCAUAUAGUUCCGAUCUAAGUCCUAACGAUUUCUUUACCUUCCCGAAAAUUAGAAACAGACUGUGGGGUCAAAGGUUCCAGUCACCAGAAGAAGCAGUUGACGCAUUCAAAAAUGCCGUUUUGGAUCUGCCAGCAAACGACUGGAAUAAGUGCUUCGAAAACUGGUCCGAGCGCAUGCAGAUGUGUACUAAUCUUCGUGGAGAAUACUUCGAAAAACAAUAGUCAUUUAAAAC